This is a messenger RNA of Limulus polyphemus (Atlantic horseshoe crab), 3397 nucleotides long. RefSeq lists its product as uncharacterized. Lineage: Eukaryota; Metazoa; Arthropoda; Merostomata; Xiphosura; Limulidae. The transcript has 5 exons. Gene Ontology annotation, cellular component: endoplasmic reticulum membrane. The coding region runs from base 231 to 734 and encodes 167 amino acids. Gene Ontology annotation, biological process: protein transport. The record is from RefSeq and is a predicted model, not a curated record.
UAUUUAUACAUAUUUCUGUUUCAGUUUUCUUUUUGGACAGUUCGUAUUGGCUAGUAUCUCGCUCAGUUAUUAAAAGUCAGUAUGGCGCUCGCUCAGGUUGUUUGGUAUCUGGAGAGAUAACAGUAACCAUAGGACUUUAUCACGUGACUAUCAGCUUGAAAGGUAGCGUUUCCGGAAACGGAACGGACGUAGUCAACGUUCUCCACACGUUCAACUGGGAAGAUGAUGAUAUGAAGAAACAGCUAAAGGUGGCGCUACAGCAUGGACUUUCUUACCCUGUGUUGACAGUAUUGGAGUAUUUCGUGGAAGAGAAUGGUUGGACUCCCAGGUUUUGUUUAGCUGGAAGAAUGUCUGUCACCUUGUUGUGGAUCAGCCUGUUUUUUUCUGCUACAUCGUUACUACUGUGGUCGUUAGAAGAUACACGAACGGGCGGAGCUCUGUGUAUUUCUGGAAUAUUGAUGGUUGGAUCAACAUUAACAUAUAAUUUCAUAACUCCUAAGAAGCCCUUGAUAAUAAACUUUGCUGAAGGAGUUUUAUUCUUUUCGUAUGCCUGGUCCUUCGUCGCAGCAGGUUUUGUUGGUUCUUUAACUGCUGUAUUUGGUGUUGCUACCCUGGCAACUUCAAGUGAGAUAUAUGAUCUUAUUUAUCACCAUAAAUGUCUAAUGAAUAUUGUAAAAAAACGUACUGGACGUUUAGCAGUACCAUCUUACCAUUCAUUACAGACUGUUAUGUGAUAGGUUUAUUUAUUCAGGAGUGUAAUUAGCUUGAGGGUUUGAAGUUGUUAAACUAUUGUAGCAGUUUUGUAAAAGGGAAUUAUGGGAAAAGAGACUGUCAGUAGUUAAUUAAUUAAUGUUUUUUAGUAAAUGUGUUUGCUUUGAUAUAAUAUAUCUAUAAACUAAAAAUAUCUUAAUCAAUUUGAAAACGUCGUCUUAAUGUGGAUUUCAUAAUCAGUCUGAUAACACUUCCAUCUGGAAAAUUUAACCAUCAACCUUAGAGUGUUCUCUUACGGUGAGUUUCAUAACCAACCUAAAAUUGCAUAUAUUUGGCUGCGUUUUCAUGAUGGAUUUAAAAAUCGAGAUCUUAUAAUGACGUCACUUAGAAUCAACUUUAAAUUUUCAUACUCAUCUUCUGUAAAUAUAAUUAUCUUAAGAGGUCACCGGUGACAGUAUGUUCUUUGACUUGUGGGCCUGAUGAUGAAAAGUAGUAUAUAAUCGAAAGCUUGGUUAUGAAAAACCUUUCAGGUUAUUUAAGUCUCAUAAUUUAUGUUGUUUAUUAAAAUUAAACCACCUGAGAUACCGACCAAUAUUUCAAACUUACUAAGUAUAGUCACCGUAUUGUUAAUCUUAAAUGAUUCACCGUAUUGUUAAUCGUACAAUGAUUCACCGUAUUGUUAAUUAUACAAUGAUUUAUCGAUUUAAAUGAUUCUGAAGUACUUCUAUAUUUUGUUUCAAGAAAAUAAAAUUCCUACGAGAUGAGGGCGCCACUAUCGAUUAUUUGGUGCUCAUCUGUUUGGUACUAUUUGUAAACGAUUCAUAGGCACAGCCUGUUCUCCAUUGUUGAGUGGUUGAUUUCUAAGUCGCAUGACGAUGGUUUCCAAAGUGCAUAGGUCACUUUUGAUGCAAGCUCGUAAAAUAAUUCAGAAAUGCCGAUUGGAUGGUUGAACAUCAACGUGUGUCCUAGUGAGAUACAAAGUUUUUAACUUCCAGUGUUCUUGGUAUCUCUGAUAGAGCAGUGGAACUACGUAAUUAAGUUUGCAAGUUAGACAUGCGUGAUAUUGGAAACUAUCACAAUAGACUUAGAAAAACAGCAUUCGGUAACAGAGAACGGGCUGUAGUCUGAACGUUACACUACAUUCGGUAUCAGAGAACGGGCUGUAGUGUGAACGUUACACUACAUUUGGUAACAGAGAACGGGCUGUAGUCUGAACGUUACACUACAUUCGGUAACAGAGAACGGGCUGUAGUCUGAACGUUACACUACAUUCGGUAACAGAGAACGGACUGUAGUCUGAACGUUACACUACAUUCGGUAUCAGAGAACGGGCUUUAGUCUGAACGUUACACUACAUUCGGUAUCAGAGAACGGGCUGUAGUGUGAACGUUACACUACAUUCGGUAACAGAGAACGGGCUGUAGUCUGAACGUUACACUACAUUCGGUAUCAGAGAACGGGCUGUAGUGUGAACGUAACACUACAUUCGGUAUCAGAGAACGGGCUGUAGUGUGAACGUUACACUACAUUCGGUAUCAGAGAACGGGCUGUAGUGUGAACGUUACACUACAUUCGGUAACAGAGAACAGGAUGUAUGUCCCAUUAAAGCCACUUCCUGGGAAUUAGUCACAGAUUCUGUGUCCCAUUAAACCCACUUCCUGGGAGUUAGUCACAUAUUCUGUGUCCCAUUAAACCCACUUCCUGGGAGUUAGUCACAUAUUCUGUGUCCCAUUAAACCCACUUCCUGGGAGUUAGUCACAUAUUCUGUGUCCCAUUAAACCCACUUCCUGGGAGUUAGUCACAAAUUCUGUGUCCCAUUAAACCCACUUCCUGGGAGUUAGUCACAGAUUCUGUGUCAGAAACGAGCUGCUACCACAAACACUAGGACUACUGAUCUUGUCCACAUAAUGUGUAAGAGAUUUGUUGCCUGGUAAAGGGUUCCUCAACAAAGUAAUAACAUGUUCACAGCUAUGUAUGGUUUCAGACUAGUGUACUUCCAAACUUGGGUGUCAUCAAGCAUGUGUGGCCGUCACACUAAUCCAUUCUACAUUGUAUUAGGCCACAGUAACUUCCCAGUGGCUUCUAAGUCUCUUUUUCUGGAAAGCACACAUUGAAAGUAAACUUGUUUAUUGCACUCUAUAGACGGGAGUUAGCUUGAGGCUUGGGCUGACUUGACAUUUUAUUAUAUGACCUGUUAUUUAUAAGUUAUAUGAACCAAUUUAUGUUCAUGAUAUCUGGAAGUAUAUAAAUUUAAGAAAAAAGAUUUAUAAUGUUGUUUAUUUGAGAGUGUGUAUUUUUACUGAAACGUCAGUUUCAUGACUCCCACCAAUAUUUCAAGAUAAAAAUUAAAUAGAGUUUCAUAACAUUGUAUUUGAUUGUUACCCUUUCAUUGUUGCAUCACAAUUCUGAUUGCCUCAGGUACCAAGGGCAGUUUUAUAAUGUUUUUGUUAACAGUACUGAGAUUUGAACGAGCAACUUAAAAAAUCAUUUCAAUUUCAAACUUUUGUACAGAAUCGUCUGAUGAUAAUUAAACGUAAGAAAAGAUAAGAGGACCAGAAAACUGUGCAGUGAUAACUGUAUAACUGAAGGGAAAAUAAUUUUAUCUAAAUGUUCAAAUAAUGAUUGUUUUCAUUUACAAAGUUUGAAAAUCAUGUUUGUUAGAUCUAAAAAUUUUGUAAAUAAAAUA